AGGAUAUAUUCAUCAUCUUUAAAUUAAGGAAGCAAAUCAGAACCCUGAACGUCAGAUGCAGUAAUCUUGAUCGAUAGUGUUGUAGAGAAGAUAUCCGUCAUCUUUUAAUUAAGGUAGCAAAUUAGAACCCUAAACGUCAGAUUCAGUAAUCUUGAUUGAUAGUUACCCUUCAUAUGUGUCCAAUAUGAAAAUAAAUUUGAAAGGACCACCAGGAAAGAAAAACAGGUCACUAAAAUUUGUCACUUCCUAGCCAUGUUCUAUAGUCAAAAACACACAAAAACUUUAACCAAUAUGUGGGAAUAUUACUAGAAAGUUCUAACAUGAGAGAGUUAAAAAAAUCUAGCAAAGCAAAAUAACGUCUAUGGCUCCUCAAACACCAAGAUUAGUGGUACCAGUGAACUUGAAAAGGCAACCAUGGGAGCAAGAACUACCUCUUCAUAAUCGUUGGCACCCUCAAAUACCUCCAGUUGCAGAGGUAAAAGCAGGGGAAUUUUUCAGAGUUGAGAUGGUGGAUUGGACAGGAGGUGUUAUCUGUGAUAAUGACUCUGCUUCUGAUGUAAAAACUAUUGACCUCUCAACUGUACAUUACCUAAGUGGGCCAAUCAAGAUUUUAGAUGAAUAUGAGGUUCCGGCCAAACCAGGUGAUCUUCUCGCGGUGGAGAUAUGCAAUCUAGGUCCUCUGCCUGGAGAUGAGUGGGGUUACACUGCAACAUUUGAUAGAGAAAAUGGGGGUGGGUUUUUGACUGAUCAUUUCCCUUGUGCUACUAAGGCUAUAUGGUAUUUUGAAGGGAUAUACGCAUACUCACCUCACAUACCAGGAGUACGUUUCCCGGGUUUGACUCACCCUGGAAUAAUUGGGACAGCGCCAUCAAAGGAACUCCUGGAUAUAUGGAAUAGGAGAGAAAGAGAAGUUGAAGAAAACGGUCUCAAAUCCCUAAAGCUGUGCGAGGUUCUGCAUUCUAGACCAUUAGCAAAUUUACCAUCACCCAAAGGUUGCCAAUUAGGGAAGAUAGUAAAGGGGACGCCAGAAUGGGAAAGAAUUGCUACAGAGGCAGCAAGAACAAUUCCAGGGAGAGAGAAUGGAGGAAACUGUGACAUCAAGAAUCUUAGCAAAGGUUCAAAGAUUUACCUUCCAGUGUUUGUAGAAGGAGCAAAUCUUAGCACAGGCGAUAUGCACUUCUCUCAGGGGGAUGGUGAAGUCUCAUUCUGUGGUGCAAUUGAGAUGAGCGGCUUUCUUGAGCUAAAGUGUGACAUCAUAAGAGGCGGAAUGCAGAAAUACCUCACACCAAUGGGACCAACUCCUCUGCAUGUAAACCCAAUCUUCGAGAUAGGCCCAGUUGAACCGAGAUUCUCGGAGUGGUUGGUAUUCGAGGGCAUUAGUGUUGAUGAGAGUGGAAGGCAACACUAUCUUGAUGCAAGCGUUGCUUACAAGCGUGCAGUACUCAAUGCUAUUGAUUAUCUCUCCAGAUUUGGUUACUCAAAAGAGCAGGUCUAUCUCCUCCUAUCUUGCUGCCCUUGUGAAGGAAGAAUUUCUGGCAUAGUUGACGCCCCAAAUGCUGUUGCGACUCUUGCAAUCCCAAUAGCCAUCUUUGAUCAGGACAUUCGUCCGCGAAGCAGAGAAGUUCCUGUUGGGCCAAGGUUAGUGAGAAAACCAGACGUGUUGAAAUGCACUUAUGAUGGCAAUUUGCCCAUCACAAAAAAUCCAGCUGCUUCAGCUUGACUAAUGCCAGCAAGAAAAAUAACUGCUCUUCAGCAGGCUCUUGUUUCCUUGUAGUUCAUAAAGGAAGUUCAAAUAUAGAAAAAUCUGCACCUUUCAUUUUAUUUUA
This is a messenger RNA of Beta vulgaris subsp. vulgaris (sugar beet), 1826 nucleotides long. RefSeq lists its product as uncharacterized. The transcript has 7 exons. Gene Ontology annotation, molecular function: hydrolase activity, acting on carbon-nitrogen (but not peptide) bonds, in linear amides. The record is from RefSeq and is a predicted model, not a curated record. Bases 362 to 1720 code for a protein of 452 amino acids. Lineage: Eukaryota; Viridiplantae; Streptophyta; Magnoliopsida; Caryophyllales; Amaranthaceae.